This is a messenger RNA of Medicago truncatula (barrel medic), 1369 nucleotides long. RefSeq names its product probable caffeine synthase MTL2. NCBI's taxonomy places the organism in Eukaryota, Viridiplantae, Streptophyta, Magnoliopsida, Fabales, Fabaceae. Gene Ontology annotation, molecular function: methyltransferase activity. The transcript is spliced from 4 exons. Bases 120 to 1217 code for a protein of 365 amino acids. The record is from RefSeq and is a predicted model, not a curated record.
AAUGCUAAUAAACGUUGGCUUUACCCUUAUUGUUACGGUAGUGUCUUCUGUAGCAUCUAUAUCCCAUUUCUUUUUCUUCUUUUGGCUAAUAUUCUACAUUCAAUUUCUUAAUCUUAAUUAUGGCAACGGAAGGAAUCCUUCACAUGAAGGGUGGUGUGGGGGAAACAAGCUAUGAAAAUAACUCCUCACUCCAGAGAAAAGUGAUAAUGGAAGUGAAAACCAUACUUGAAGAAAAUAUGAUAUCGAUAGUGUCCAACAAAAGUAUAAUUAAGGGUUGUUGGAAAAUAGCCGAUUUAGGUUGUUCUUCAGGACCAAAUACACUAAUGGCCAUCUCUAAUAUCUUGAACAUCAUCAAUAAAACUAGCUUGAAGUUAAACAAUGGGAUAUCACCUGUAUUUCAAAUUUAUCUCAAUGAUCUUUUUGAAAAUGAUUUUAAUACCAUCUUCAAGUUACUUCCUGAUUUCUACCAACAAAAAAAAGGAGAGAAUGUUGGAGAAUGCUUUAUAUGUGCAACACCAGGAAACUUUUAUGGAAGGCUCUUUCCAAAUAAUUACAUCAACUUUUUUCAUUCCUCAUACAGUCUUCAUUGGCUUUCUCAGGCCCCGAAAGAUUUAACCAAGAAUGGAGAACCACUAAACAAGGGAAAUAUUUACAUAUCAAGAACUAGUCCUCCAUCGGUUUAUGAAGCAUAUUUUAAGCAAUUUGAAAGAGAUUUCAAGUAUUUUCUCAAGUCACGCUUCGAGGAAUUAACAUCGGAUGGGGUGAUGGCACUAACAUUUAUUGGCAGAGAAACAACUAUCACUUCUGCUCAAGGGGUAAUUGGCAUGGUACUCAACGAGAUGGUCAAAGAGGGUUUGGUUGAAGAGGAGAAAUUGGACUUAUUUGAUUUUCCUGCAUACCAUCCUACUGUAAAGGAAGUAAGUCAACUCAUUGAGGCAGAAGGAUCUUUUACCCUUCAAACAAUUAAGACUUUUAAAAUGGGUUGGGAUGCAAACCUUGAGAAAGAUAAUGUUGAUUAUGUUGUAGAUAGCAAAAUGAGAGGGGAAUUCAUAGCCAAGUAUCACAGAGCUGUUUAUGAACCUCUUUUAAUAGCUGGAUUUGGAGAAAACAUUAUGGAUGAAUUGUUCUCAAGGUUUGCAAAGCUGAUAGCUCAACUCAUUGAGAUAGAGACAUUGGAGUUUACUAAUAUUGUAUUGUUCAUGACCAAGAAUCCUUAAUAUUGUAAGAUGAAGGUUGUACUUUAUCCAAGAAGAAUAUCAUUAAUAUGAACAAAAUUUAGAAUAAGAUGGUAAAAUAAGGCUGCCAUAGUUUGAUGUUUGUCCUUUUGAUUCUCGUAUUGUCUUAUUAUAUGGUUUGAUUGUUUUCUCUA